AUAGAGACAAGCAGAAUGUGGUGAGUGGAAGUCCAGACAGACCACAGCAACAGAAAGGACUGAUUUUCAACUUUGCCUUCAAUUCUGCGAUUUCUGUCCUUCACCCUCCACCAGGCUUAGAUGGCUGCCGGCACUGCAGCUGUUACUCUCCUGCCUCCAGUGAAGAGCGUGGUGGUGUAUAGGAAUGGAGACCCCUUCUACAGCGGACGGAGGUUUGUGAUCAACCAGCGACAGGUGGCCACUAUGGAGGCCUUUCUGAAUGAAGUGACCCAGAGCAUCGGCGCUCCACUUGCUGUCAGGACCCUGUACACCCCGAGGCAGGGCCACAGGGUCACUGACCUCCAGGACCUUCAGACAGGAGCCCAAUAUGUUGCUGCUGGCUUUGAAAGAUUCAAGAAACUGGAUUACCUGAACCCAGGAGUUAAAAAGCGGCCUGCUGCCCGUGAAGAAACACAGGCAAAAGUAAACCAGAGGCCAAAUGUCUCAGCCAAAUGGAGGAGGUUUAUACCUGUUCCUUGCAUUAUACACGUUUUUCGUAAUGGAGAUCUACUAUGUCCACCAUUCCGAUUCAUCAUUCCUCGGAGCAUGCAGCAGGACCUGGAGCAGAUCCUGAGUCUGGUCACUGAGAAGGUCAGCUUACGAAGCGGAGCUGUGCGCAGGUUGUGCUCUCUGGAAGGAGUAACUGUGUCCUCAGCUGGGGAGCUGGAGAACGGACACUGCUAUGUUGCUGUGGGAACAGAGAGGUUCAAGAAACUUCCAUAUGUGGAGUUGUUGGUUUCAAAAGCUACUGAAAGGUAUUACCCAGGAAAGAGGAGACUGUUGAGGAGAACUGAGAACAGGAAAGCAGGAAGCGGUCCACAAGACCAGUACAGCGACUCAGCUCUCCUCAAUUCCUCAGAGUCAGAUGGUCGAAGGGUGAAGUCGACAGGAGAUGAAGCUGAAUCCUCACAAGCCACAAACCAGAGGAGCAGGAGAGAGGGAGCAGAUGAGAUGGCGGUGUUCUUUGCCAGGCCCAUCAUGAUCCGCAAAAACAGAGGAUCUGCAGCUUUUUGGUUUCUGUUUCUUACAGUGCAGCCUAGCAUUUUUAAAAGAACAACACGGAAGAGGCGAGAAGAGAUGCGGGGUGCUGAAGAGGUCGAGGAGGAUGAAAAUACCGUUACAGAGCUUCCUGUUGAUCAGAGAGUAGCAGAAAUAGUGGAGGAUGAGGAGCUGAACAACACUGAUGAUGCUCUGCACAGUACACAGCAGGUGCAGUCUUCUGAACAAGACAGUGUGAAACAGACAGAAAAUCUGGCAAAGGCCGAGGACUCUGCUGCUGAAAUACUGGUGGGUACAGUACACAGUACACACAACCAAAUGUUUACUAUAUGUAGCUUAGCUCACAUUCAGUACACAGACAAAAACAUUUCAGCUUUAAAUACAACUAAUAUUUUUAUGGUGCUUUAUAAUUGAUAUGGGUCACAUUAGUUUCAUUUCAUAUGCAGCAUUAUAUCUGCAUUAAUUUCUCUGAUUGUGCUGUUGUGGAGUACUUGGCACGAUU
This is a messenger RNA of Monopterus albus (swamp eel), 1540 nucleotides long. It is a transcript of the gene dcdc2b, whose product is annotated as doublecortin domain containing 2B. Gene Ontology annotation, cellular component: microtubule; microtubule organizing center. The transcript has 12 exons. NCBI's taxonomy places the organism in Eukaryota, Metazoa, Chordata, Actinopteri, Synbranchiformes, Synbranchidae. The record is from RefSeq and is a predicted model, not a curated record. Gene Ontology annotation, biological process: intracellular signal transduction. Bases 121 to 1452 code for a protein of 443 amino acids.